ACGCGGUCUACCCUACGUGCAAGCGCCGCCACAUCUUGUGUUCCUGUUGUUAUUUUCUGUUUGUUAGUUGUGUUAAAAUAGAUUUUGCUUCUGUUUACGUGAGUGUUUGUUCGGUUUCCUUGGACUUUGUCGAUGUGACCCUCAACACGUGAGAAUCUGGUGUUUUAUUAGGAAUUGUUAGAUGUACACCUUCCAAAUGGACUUAAGAUAUGCCUCAAUGUGCAGUAGUGGGUUGUAACAGUACUCACAGAAAGACAAAAGGUGGUUCGAUUCGGUACCAUCGGUUCCCGGGUGAUUCGAAAACGCGCGCUAGCUGGAUCCAAGCUUGCGGCAAACAUUUAAAUAAUUGUGCAACUGCUCGAAUUUGUUCCCGCCAUUUUGACGACGAGAGUUACGAACGAGACGUCCAGCACGAGAUCCUAGGGUUGCCCAGCAGGUGCCGGUUGAAGAAGGGAGCAGUUCCAGUUAAGAAUUUACCAACAGAUUUUUUGAAAGAAGAAGAAGUCGAGGAGAGUGCUAUUGCUGUUUUGUUGGCGGUAGGGCUAGUUCCAGCUGUGCAGCCUGAGAAAAUUUCCGGAGGUCUUCCCGAAGACUUGAACAAAAUGCAGAUUAUGGAAAGUGUGGUCGAAGGUUGCAAUGUGCAACCUUCAUCGCCCGGCCAUGCAGAAGAGAGAGAUCAAGAAGUCAUCAACAAAAACGACUCAAGCCUAGACGAACCAGAUAAGAAACCCCGAAGUGAUAACGAAAAUGAAAGUCAACAAAUCAAAGAAGAUUUCCAAGAUAAAAACAAAUUAGAAACUGUUUCUAACGGUGUCAAAGAUGAACCCGAUUCCAGCGAAAUUCAAGAUGAUAACUAUAGUAAUAACAGCUCGCCAAAUGCAGAAAACAAUAAACGGAAAUCUGAAACUGAAGAAUAUCCUGUAAAAAGACUGAGAGCUGAAAUCCAAGAUAACUUCCAAUCUAGAGAUAAAAUCCUAAACGACUUCAUCGAUAUGGCUGAUUGCAGCAAUCUGGACCAGAUCAAAUCAUUCAGUGAUCAACUACUAGCGGAAAUCAAAACACUAAACGAAUUUGCUAAAGAGAAGGAAAGAGAAUGGAACAACAUAAUCCAUUUGAAGAAACUUAAAGAAGAGCUUCUUCUUAGAAUGCAAAGAAAAAAACAAGUUUUGAUAAUCAACGAGAAAACUGACUACAGCGAAAUGUUAAGCGAAUCUCAAAAUGGCAGUAUUGAGGAGACGAUAAGGAACAAUUUGCCUCAAAGUAUUUUAAAAUCUAAUUUAACAGGCACCAGCAAACCAUACAUGCCUUCUUCUGGAGCUAACGGAAAUAUCAUCAGACAAAAAUCUCUUCUAACAAAACCACCACAGAACAAUCUGGAUCUCAAUGGUGCCAUUGACAAGCAAGGGAAAAGGCUUACUUUAGAUGUUCAGUCCAUUAUUGCUGAUUACAGACAGAGACAUCCAGAAACGGUUCCACGAAGGGGGAGGAGGAUCAGACAUGGCGAAGGGGGUAAAUUUGGAAACAGUAUUAUAAAUUUUUCGUCGAUGGCGUUGGGCAGUGGAUCUCAAGUGAGACAAGGAGAUGUUAGCAGUGACCUUGGACUUCUGUUGAAUAGUAUCAAUAUGAGUAAACAAGAAGCUCUUAGUAAACUACAAAAUGCAGACUCAACUGGUACUAAUCCUCAAGAUACGGUCUCCUUCAAGGAUAUGUUACUACAAUUUGCCAAAUUAUCUCAGACUGAGCGGAACGAACUGAUCCAAAAUGCCAUCAAGCCACCUCCACCAUAUCCCGAAGUGACAGUUCAUCCUGUACCAACUUCAACACCACCUCCUACAAAUUCCCUAUUGCACGGUAUUCUAACGAAGUCUCCUACAAAACAAAACACCAAAACAUCAUUUAGUCCUACACUGGCACGUCUUUUGACAGCUCCAGAGAGAAGUGCGAUGAGUAACCAGUCUAUUGCUUCAUCUACACCAAUGUCGAGUAAUGCUGCGCAUCCUUCCAAUAUGUCGAUUUCAGAAAUAUUGUCGACGAGUAAAGCUUGCAAUGAAAUUACUAUUACUCCGGUUGAUGCAGAGUACAACGUCACUCCAACAAAAGCAAAGAGCAUGGAUGAAGAAGAAACUGAGGAUAGUGCCGACAGACUGGUAAUAGACGAAAACAACGACACAGAGGGUAAGAAACAAGCCAAUUCGGACAAUAAUUCUGAUGGAGGUGACGAAGUGCCAUUUUGUCAAGGAUGCAAUCAAAAAGCAGCUCAGUUUGUCUGUGCCGGAUGUGGAAAUCAAUGGUAUUGCAGCAGAGAUUGUCAGGUGUCGGCUUGGGAUGAACAUUCGGAAGUGUGCUCUGGUUAAUGCUUCCACUAUAUUCAAGUUCUUCCAUUACAUUCAUCGGUUUAAGCAGUAGCAAUCCGUAUUUAUUUUAAUACAAGCCAUCAUAUUUAUUACCAUAUUUUUGUACUUUAAUACAUAGCCAUGUGUAAGUACAAAUACCACAUCAAUCUAUAUUUCUAAAGAGAAUAGGAAUCAAAACAAGAAGAGCAAAAUAUUAAAAUAUUUCUUUUAUAAAGAAAACCACUACCUAUAUAUAAUUUUAGACAAUAUGUAUUCUUUCUAACGGUCAUCAAACAGUUUAUAGUACUAGAUAGAUCGAUCCGUAAGUGAGAGUAAAUCAAAAAGAAACAAAAGCAUACAAACUAUGGGUGCAUAAAAGAGCAAUCUUCAAAAACACUUUAAAUCAAAAAUAAAUGUUCAAAUGUUAAGAGUAAGAAGAUAGUUGACUAACCAAUCUGGCCAAAGUACACCCACUGAUGUACUGAGAAAAAUAGCAUACCUACCUACAAGAACAGUAGAUCAUUUGAGAAGUGAUUAGAAGAAAGGUUAUGUUUUGAGAGAUUGGAACAAAUUGGCAUCAACACAACGCACAACGAUUAGAUGUUAGAUGAGUCAUACCCCCAAAAUAUUCUUAAAUAUUCAUAACAGACUGUAUCGAAGACUGGACCAAGAUAUCAGCGAGACACAAUUUUGCUUCAAGAAUGCCGUUGGAACAAGAGAAGCCUUAUUUUUCAUAAAUGUGUUGGUCCAAAGGUGUAUGGAUAUAAAUCAGCCACGGUAUGUCUGCUUUUUAGACUACAACAAAGCAUUCGAUAAAAUCAGACACAACUGCCUCAUACAACUACUCCAAUAAAAGAAUUUGGAUACGAAAGACAUUAGAAUUUUUGUCGAACUUUGAAAAUGAAAUCGAAAUAAGGAGAGACGUUAGACAAGGAGUCAUAUUAUCACCCAUCCUAUUUGAUAUUUAUUCUGAAAAAAUUAUUCAAGAAGCGCUAGAUGGCAGACAAUACUGAUAGCAGAAUGUCUCGACGAUCUACAGCAACUAGUAAAUCGAAUUGUGGAAAAUAGUGACGAAAGAGGUCUAAUUCUGAAUAGGAAAAAACUCAAUUUAUAGUUAUCACUUAAUCACAACAAAGACAGGCAGCCUAAUGAUCCACGAAGAACAAAUAAAACAAGUCCAAAAAUGCAAAUAUUUAGGUCCAAUAAUAACGAUAACAACGACUUUACUGAAGAAAUCAAAUCAAGAACUGGACAAGGAAGACAUGCAUUAGACAAGAAUUACAUUUUUGGGAUAUUACAUGUUCUCUGUACUGCUGUAGCAUGGACGGAUGCUUAGAAUAAGUUGGGUGGACAGAGUUGCAUAGGACGUAGUCUUGGAAAAAAUGAGAAAAGAAAAGGAAAAGGAAGUGUACUGUCAAAACUAGAAAGUUGCAAUAUUGUGCCAUGUUAUGAACAGAAAACACAAACACAACUUAGACUAUUAAUAACGAAUAAGAGAUAAUACAUCAUUAAGAAAUCAAAUAUUUCUCGAAUAUAGAAAUACAUAAUACAUUUACCCAUAUAAUAAUUUCAAUAUCUCCUAUUAUUCUUCAAGUGUCAUCUCCGCGACGGAGGUCGGCAAUCAUCAUAACGAUUCGGACUUUAGACACGGCUGCUCUGAAAAGUGCAUUUGAUGUACAUCCGUACCAUUCUCUCAAGUUGCACAGCCAUGAUAUUGGACGUCUGUUAGGGCAAGUUGUACGUUAUUUCCAGUGGAAAUCGUACAUACUAUGCUAAUAAAAGAUUGAUGACAUCGAAAUAAUUAGAAAAAAGAACCAAAAUUACUAUCUACAGAACCUUUAUUAGACCCGUAGUAACCAAUGGUUGUGAUACCUGGGUAAUGAAAAAAGAUGAAGCCCAACUCAGGACAUUCGAGAGAAAGAUACUGAGAAAAGUAUAUGGCUUGGUGCAAGAGGAUGACGGCACAGGGAGAAUCAGGAGAAACGACGAGGUUAAUGAACUGAAUAAAGGAUAUGAUAUUGUAAGAUUUGUGAAAAGUCAAAGACUGUCUUGACUGGGACAUGUUCGGCGACAAGAAGAUACAAAAACGACAAAGAAGAUAUUACAGUGGAAGCCCGUAAGAAGACGAAAAAAAAGAAAGGCCCAGGACGAGAUGAUUGGAUGACGUGGAAGACCAUCUGAAAACUAUGAAUAAAAGACAAUGGAAAAGAAGGGCACAAGAGAGAUCUGAAUGGAAGGACAGGCAAAGACCCAUCCAGGGUUAUGAUGCCAAAAAAAGAAGAAGUUAAGGCAAGUUGUAUCUCUCUCCACGCUCGUGGAGACUGUAAAAUCUGCUAAGCUGACCGAAAAUAUGGUCAAAAAGAAAAGUAUAUAAUGUACAAUAGAGUAUAGUUUUAGCCACAUAUAGCAAUAAAGUAUGGUCCAUUACUGCAAAUAGUAGUGAAGCGGCAUAGAUGAACUGUUUUGCGAAGAUCCGUGAGUCCAGAACCAACAUUUAGUUAAGAUGAGUUCAGAUGUAUGAACAUGUUUAAAAAAUAUAUACAGGUCUAAAAUGGUCGACAUUUUAUGAUGACAAAGGAAGUGCUCGAAAGUAGCAAGAGAGAGAAAUUGGAGAAACAGAAAAUGCAACUCAAAGCAAUGCAGAACUUCAGAUUUUUGAGCACAUACACAAAACUAGUUUUUACAGGAUAAUGCUAUUUUACUAAUGAUAAAUCUUUGAAUACGUAUUGUCUAAAAAUCAAACCACUUUAUACAUUUUUUUUAUGUAAAGGUGUCAUAUUCCAUAUUUCUGACAUCAAUGUAAAUACUGUUGGCACAAUUUACGAAGGUCAUAGUAAAUGUGCUAUAAAACGCUAAUUACAUAUACAGUGUGAUUAAUUAGUGUUAUAAAGCUCCGUAGUUCAACUAUAGUAAUAUAUAGCAAUAAAAGUUAAUGACAAAAAUUCUAGACAACUUUGAGCUUCACACUACAAAAUUAGUUAGAAUAUUACAGGGUGUUCAACUUAUGUUUUUUUAAAUGAAAAACCAUGUAUUUUAUUUUAUAUUCGAAAUGUUCUUAACUUCUCCAUUACAAAAAAAUAAAGGUUCAAAAAAAAUUUUAUAUGAAAAUCGUAACAAGUUCAACUCCCUGUAUAAAUAAAAAUAGGUCAAAACGGCAAACAGGUGUAUGUUUUCAAAAAACUUUUGAUAGUGUGUAAAAAAUAUUUUAUUAUCAGCUAAGUACUUUCGACACAUAACGUGUCAUCAUCAGAGCUUCCUAAAAGGACAUAUUUAAGGUAAGAUUUUUUUAUAUAAAAAAUAAGUGAAAAACUUACGUCCUCUUAUAAAACCUUCAUAGAAGAGCAAUUGCUAAACGACACAAUAAAAAACAUGUAUACUGGGC
Molecule: messenger RNA, 5715 nt
Organism: Diabrotica virgifera virgifera (western corn rootworm)
Lineage: Eukaryota; Metazoa; Arthropoda; Insecta; Coleoptera; Chrysomelidae
Exons: 8
Coding region: 210-2354 (714 amino acids)
Molecular function (GO): sequence-specific DNA binding
Source: RefSeq, a predicted model, not a curated record